GUUCGACAAAAAACAGUCCGAUGCAGAGGUCUUUAGUUCAAGUUCGCAGUUUUAUCGGGUGUUUUGUCCUCUCCGUAGCUUUCUUUCAGAACAUGUGCUUGUUAAUUAUCGUAUGAUAUGUGGUUCUAGUUGUUGAUGUUGUUUAGUGUUGCUAAAAACCGGUAGAAUCGAUUAAAAGUGUGUGAUUUUGGUAAAUAAAGUGGUCCAGAAGAAUGCGACGAAUAAUCAUAUUGCUACUGAUAUUAUGCAGUGCUAAAUGUCAAGAAAGUGCCCAAUAUCUUCAAAAUGCUGUAAGAGAUUUGCGAAGACUGAAUUAUAGGCAAACUUUAAGAAGGGCGGACACAUUGUUGGCCAAGAAAUCAGUUCAAGACUCCCCGAUGCCAAUAUUACCUUCUGAUAUUCCCAGAACAGAACAUAUUGACAGAAGAGUACAGCAUGGACCACCAGAGGUAGUGCCAACUUUAGGAUUAACCAAAGGUGAACUAGCAGCCCUUUACGAGAAUGCAAUAGCAAAGGGUGAAACAUUGAAGUUAGAUACUGGGGAGAAUACUUAUAUACAUGCAGCAGUACACGAACUGGAUGGUAAUGAUGCGUAUCCGCCUCAUCACGAAGAACUUGAUCAUGUGGAUCACUUACCUGCUGAAGAAUCUAAAAAUGAAGAUGGAUAUUACUAUUACUAUUACCCAAUCAAGAGUUUUAUCGAUCAUAUUUCUGGUUCCACUGUACACGAAACUAAAAAGCCAUGGACACCUGCUUGGACAACAACAACUCACUCUCCACCUUAUCAGUAUCAUUCACACCAUCAUGAGGUUACAAUCAGAAAAGAAAGAGAUAAAAUGGAGGAAAAGAAUAAAAAAGGUUUAUUGGAACCGAUAUUUAUGGCUGUUAGUGGCUUUGUCGGGAUGGCAGUUAUGUUUGUUAUUUCCAUGAUCAUUUUACCGAAGUUUGGAUCCAAGCCAAAAAAGUCGCUAUUCUUUAAGAAUCCCAAGGAUAUUGAUAUGGACGAGUUAGCAAGACUAGCACUUAAUGCGAUAGAUAGAAAAGACUGCAGAGACCGAUUUGCUUGCGAAUUGGUGAAAAUAACUGUUGGAAGGAAUUUUAAUUUCGAAGACAACCGGUUUGUAAAGUUAUUAAAACGAAUAGCACCCGGUGCGUUCGGCCAAAUAGAUAGGAUAGGAAGGUAUGGCGAUAGACAAUUACAGUGUACGCUUAUUCCGUGCACAAGAAAUAUGAAUAUAAAAAUCCAAAAAGUCGUCACGAAGAAACCUCCUACGAAAAAGAAGAAUGUUGCUCAAAAGAAACACUAGAUGCCACCAAAGCUAUAGAAUUUAGAAAUACGUAUUUAUUAUUUAUUUAUUUAUUUAUUUUAUUUAUUGUAUUAGUUUAAGUUUUGGAAAUCAACAUUAAUAAUGCAGACUAUUGCAUGUAGUGUAACGGGGAACUUUAUUUGGUAUUAAUGCAAUGAGGUACUAAUAUUUGAAAUAUCGACCAGCAGAGAAAUUUGACUUGUUUCUGGACGUAAUUUUAUACUUAUUUAUAAUAUGUAUUCGUUUAUUGCCGAAUAUUGUAUUUUAGGACAUCCUAGAACAUAAUCCUCGACCUAUAAACGAACAUACCUAUAAUACUCCUGUUUAAAAGUUUUUGAAUCAUCUAUUGUUAUAAUUUAUGGGUGGUUUGAAUCACCCUUUAAACGAGGCGAGUCCCUAAGGAAUAAAAAGUGUGAAAUAUACAUGAGAGUACAUCCGUUUGAAAAAAUUAACACUAUAAAUUAGCUGAAAUUUUUAACUUGUCUAAUUUAAACGUGUCGACAAUGUACACAUCUGGUUUUAAAUCAGAGAAAGAUGUUCAAACAAAUAUAAUCGAUAAAGAAGGUGAAGAUGUCAGCGGGCCUUGGUCCAUCUCACAUUCAUUCUCAAUCAUUUUACUAAUGGUUGUUCCCAAUCAUUUCCUAAAAAUCCUAGACAUUCAUAUUUGUUCAGCAUCAGUUGUUAAUAACGCUAAGUCAUCUCAGCCGAUACCUCCUCUAAUUUCUGGUACCCAUGUUGUUCAGUCUAAAUGUUCGUCUACAACUUUUGAUAUCUCAAUUGAAGAAAUAGCUCCUCUUCCAGAUAUCAUAACCCUACCAACAACCACAAAAUCAAAUAAAAGAAAAUCCCUACACUCUGAGAUAUUAACAUUAACUCCAAUGAAUAACUAAUGAGAGGAUGUUGAAGAAAAAAGGGCAAAGGAGAAUAAUAACUAAAAAAGUGUUUUCUAUACCGAGUGACUUUGCAUUACUGUAUUGAUGAUACCACUUUUUAUACCCAACCACCUUUCUUCGACUUAGGGUACAUUGUAUAUUUGUGUGAAAAAUAGUGAAAAAAUAUUUAUUCUGUUUAUCCAAAAAUAGAUUGGAAAAAAAAAUUAUAAAAUACUUAAAAUUGUUUACACUCUAGUCUUGUUAUUUUAGUUCGAAUCAAAAAAUGAGAGUAAUAUUACUCUCUUCAAAAGUUAACAUAUUCAGUUUUGUACCUCAUGCAUUAAAUAUAUCCAGUUCCCUUAGAUAACUAAAUAAUGGUUGGUUGAAAUUGUAAUACACUUUUGUAAACUUGUCGCUGAACUGUGUUAGGUCUAUUCUUAAAUAAAUAUGGUAUCCAUUUCUGGAAUAUUCGUAAAUGAGUUUCUAACACUUUUAUUUUUUUAGAAAAUUAGUAAACUAGAAGCACAUCAUAUUUCAUUCCUAUUGCUGGGGCUUGAUACAAAAUCAAACUCGAAAGACUAGCAAAUGUCUCCUAACUGUUUCCCACUCAAGUGGUAGCGUACAAAGGUGCCAUCUACUUUGAUGGCCAUGAACGAAAAAAAUAUUGUUUUUUGUCCUUUGCGCUAUACGAAAUGUAUAAAAGUUUACAUCUUUUGCUAGAAGGAUAGUAGAAGGAUUUUGCAUAGUAGUUUAAAAUUUCUGUGGCCAAGGUACGCCUAAAAAAUCUUAGCUCGGUGGUUUGGACGGAUGGAAAACAUAUUAAAAAUAUUUAAUUGUACUACUUUUUGAUUUUUAAACUUUAGUGUAAAAUACUACUAUACACACUUCUGUUCAUAUAGAGUUUUCUGUGUAAUUUCCCUUUUCCAGAGAAUAAUGAUCAAGAAGUGGUCCUAAUUUAUUUAAACAAAUUGUAAAAAUCAACUUUUUCGGCGUAGAAUUUUUUUGAACCUUCUGAACAAAAAAGAUCUUUUGCAAUUUUUGAUCUUUUCAAAUAUUUUCGUGAUUAUGCAAAAAUAUCUUGGGAAAACAAUCAAUUCAUUUAUUUUGAUAGACAAAAAUUAAAUUUGUAUUCAAAAUACUUGUCUCGCUUACUUUUUUCUAUUCAAUUCAAAUCUACAAGAAAAUAAGAUCUAGCACUGUUCAACGAUGAAACCUAUUUUGAUUUGUAUAGAAAUUAUAUAUUAUUGUGUUGCCAAUAUG
Molecule: messenger RNA, 3439 nt
Organism: Diabrotica balteata
Lineage: Eukaryota; Metazoa; Arthropoda; Insecta; Coleoptera; Chrysomelidae
Source: the annotation of a GenBank genome assembly